This is a messenger RNA of Paralichthys olivaceus (Japanese flounder), 622 nucleotides long. NCBI's taxonomy places the organism in Eukaryota, Metazoa, Chordata, Actinopteri, Pleuronectiformes, Paralichthyidae. The record is from RefSeq and is a predicted model, not a curated record.
GGUGGGCUGGGCCUGGUGGGCUGGCACCGCAGAACCAGCGGAUCUGGGAGUCGUUAUGUUUUUCACUGACGGGUGGAGCCGACAUCUCGUCGCAUCUCUGCGGGAAAGGAGGAGGACAUUUCCCCUGUGCUGCCGCCGUUACUUUCCCCUCCGCUGAACGUUUGUCGCCGCCGAGACAUCGAGGUUCUUCCUGAAGAUGACGACGACAACCACCUACAAAGGAAUGGAGCCCGGUGCUAAGAGCAGUUCCAGGGUACUACGACCGCCAGGUGGGGAAACGAGCUUCACUUUCGGCACAGAUGAAAACACGACCCCCCAGCGCAAGAACAAGAUGGCCUCUAGCAUCUUUGGAGAGCCUGAGGACCCCCAUGCUCAUCGGAGGAACAACCCACCAACUGGGGCAGCAGCAGGGACCCUGUGCGGGGAGCCCUCAGCCCCAUUGAGGCGGUGCCAGCAGCCUCUCUUGUUCCCCAAGAACCCUCAACCGGAACUGACCACCAUCCACAACUCUGGUGCAGCCUUGGUGUGGAACCAGAUACGAGAGGGUGAGAAUGGCCAAGAACAAGUAAAUGAUGGUAAGUAUCCUGAAGUCUUGGACAGUUUAUAAAAAGGCCGUCUGUCA